Molecule: messenger RNA, 1461 nt
Organism: Malus domestica (apple)
Lineage: Eukaryota; Viridiplantae; Streptophyta; Magnoliopsida; Rosales; Rosaceae
Product: BIIDXI-like protein At5g11420
Cellular component (GO): plant-type cell wall
Source: RefSeq, a predicted model, not a curated record
UCUUUCCUUCAACUCUGCAUAGCUCACCAGCUUACACCUCAAAAAUUUGCAGACAGGGUUUGAAUUUUGAUUGAUCAAAAACUAUGAGAGGGGUAGCUUUUUUGUUGUCGGUGCUGUUGUUUGCCACUUGCCACUCAGCCUUCUCCCUCAUCGAUGGUUACUUAGAAAAUGGCAAUUUUGAGCUACCCCCUAAGCCAUCAGACCUCAAGGGUUCCGAAGUGAUUGGCCGCUAUGCCAUACCAAAGUGGGAGAUUUCUGGGUUUGUGGAGUACAUUAAGUCAGGCCAAAAGCAAGGGGACAUGUUGCUGGUUGUCCCUGAGGGGGCCUAUGCAGUUAGGCUCGGAAAUGAGGCAUUGAUUAAGCAGAGCAUUAAAGUGAUUAAGGGAUUGUACUACUCAAUCACUUUUAGUGCAGCCAGAACUUGUGCUCAAGAGGAACGAUUGAACAUUUCCGUGGCACCGGACUCUGGAGUGCUGCCUAUCCAAACAGUGUAUAGCAGCAAUGGUUGGGAUUCAUAUGCUUGGGCGUUUCAGGCGGAUUAUGAGACAAUUGAACUUGUUUUGCAUAACCCCGGCGUCGAGGAGGAUCCGGCUUGCGGGCCUCUAAUCGAUUCGGUCGCCUUCCGGACUUUGUACCCUCCUCGAGCAACCAACAAGAACUUGAUCAAAAACGCCGGAUUUGAAGAAGGUCCAUACGUGUUCCCAAACACAUCUUGGGGAGUCCUAAUCCCACCAAACAUAGAAGAUGACCACUCUCCAUUACCAGGUUGGAUGGUGGAGUCCCUCAAAGCAGUGAAGUACAUAGACUCAGACCACUUCUCAGUCCCGGAAGGAAAAAGAGCGGUGGAACUUGUGGCCGGAAAAGAAAGCGCAAUCGCCCAAGUUGUCCGAACCAUCCCUGGAAAAACCUAUGUGCUCUCGUUCUCAGUAGGAGAUGCAAGCAACUCAUGCGAAGGCUCCUUGAUCGUGGAGGCAUUUGCAGGGAAGAACACUGUGAAAGUGCCUUAUGAGUCCAAAGGCAAAGGCGGGUUUAAGCGGGCUGUGCUCAAAUUCGUGGCGGUUUCGACCAGGACACGUGUCAUGUUUCUAAGCACAUAUUACACCAUGAGGAGUGAUGAUUUCUCUUCUCUGUGUGGACCUGUGCUUGAUGAUGUGAAGCUGUUGAGCCUUCGGAAACCCUAGACAAUGAGGGCCAAUUUGGUAAAUUGGGUUGGAGCUAGGGUUUGGAAUUUGAUAAUAUGAAUGUGAGGAAAUGAGGCCAUAUAUUUAUGAUAUACAAUGAAUGAGGUCGCAUAAUUUGGGUUAUAUGAUGAUGGUGAUGAACUUUUGGUUCAUUUUUUAAAAGAAGAUUAGCAGCGGGAUUAGGGUGUACAAUUAUAGUUUGAUUUUUAUGAAUGGUUUAUGUACUUUCAUGAGCAAAAUAAAUGAGAAAAUAAUGAUAUUUAGUUAUUUUCAAAACAAA